CGUAAAGUCGCAUCUGUGUUUACUGCCGCUCAACAUUCUUACACGUCACUGAUGAGAGUACACCUCAGCAGUAAAGCUGCGUUCCAGACGUUCUGCGUUCCAGUCUCGCCGAAAGAUAUGUUCUUUACGACAUAUCUGCUUACAAGACCUCUGAUCCCACACGUCAUAUCUCAGAGCCCCGCACAUAAAUGAAAGUGUGACCGCGAGAGAUACGGUACAUUGGAGCGCGAUGAACAAACGUGUGUGCAACCUUUUCUCGAAGACUCCCUUCUCGGUUCUACGAUGUUUAUCGACUGCAAAGGGACAACGUGCCGACACCUCGAGGUUCAACCAACCGUUGUCAGGAAACGCGUGUCCCAGACCCGGUGGCAUCGCGACGUUCAUGAGACUGCCGUUUGUGGAGACACCUAAAGGGCUGGACGUAUGCUUCUAUGGAAUCCCCUUCGACUGCGGCACCUCCAACAGACCGGGAGCGCGUUUCGGGCCCCGGCAGAUCCGCUGCGAAUCUGCGCUUCUUAGACCCUACAACAUGGCUACAGGUGCGGCUCCUUUCGAAUCUCUGCAGAUUGCUGACGUUGGUGACGUUCCUGUGACCAUGUAUGAUACGGCCAAGGCCAUGGUAGACAUCGAGAACUUCGUCCGCAAUGUGCUCUCUCAUGGAUGUCUUCCUGUGGGAAUCGGCGGAGACCACACUGUCACCUAUCCCGUCCUCAAAGCGAUUAAGGAGAAGCACGGGCCUGUAGGUUUGCUGCACUUGGACGCGCAUGCAGACGUCAAUCCGUCAAUGAUGAACUGCAGUGUAGCUCAUGGAACGCCCUUCUACCGCGCAGUGGAGGAAAAUCUCGUGGAUCCUAAAAGGGUAGUUCAAAUCGGGCUCCGAGGGACUAUCUACGGCCCCAAUGAAGAAUGCUGGAGUGUGGAACAGGGUUUCACCAUCAUUCAAGCUCGGGAGUGUUGGCACAAAUCUCUGUUGCCUGUCAUGGAAAGCAAAGUGCUCCCUGUGCUGAAAAAGGGCCCAGUUUAUCUGACCUUGGAUAUCGAUUCCCUUGAUCCUGCCUAUGCUCCUGGGACAGGUACGCCCGAAAUCGGAGGCUUGUCUACAAUCCAGGUGCUUGAAAUCAUAAGAAGCUGUAAAGGAUUAAACCUUGUGGGAGCAGAUUUAGUUGAGGUAUCACCACCAUAUGACCAGUGCGGAAACACUGCCCUUACAGCAGCCAACCUUCUUUUCGAAAUCCUGUGUGUUCUUCCGGGAGUGAAGCAGUUGAAGACGUAGAUACUAUGGAAUGUCUACUACCGUGUUCCUCUGUAUAGCAAACACAGAUCAUAUAGAUAAACCAAUGCCAAGUCCUUCA
Ornithodoros turicata is the source of this 1352-nucleotide messenger RNA. Its product is annotated as guanidinobutyrase-like. Gene Ontology annotation, molecular function: agmatinase activity; metal ion binding. The coding region runs from base 230 to 1273 and encodes 347 amino acids. The record is from RefSeq and is a predicted model, not a curated record. The transcript is spliced from 8 exons. Lineage: Eukaryota; Metazoa; Arthropoda; Arachnida; Ixodida; Argasidae.